Molecule: messenger RNA, 396 nt
Organism: Seminavis robusta
Lineage: Eukaryota; Bacillariophyta; Bacillariophyceae; Naviculales; Naviculaceae
Source: the annotation of a GenBank genome assembly
UCUACCCACAGCAAGGCUUCCACUCACAGCAAGAAGCGCAGCCGCGUCAGUUUCGACAAGGUUGAAGUCCAAGAAUACCCCAUGAUCCUCGAUGAAGCCCGCUACAAGAAUCCCUUCUUGACCAUUAGCUGGGAACCCUGCAAGAGACGCGUCUCGUCGUUUGAGGAGUACGAAAGUAUUCGCAGCCACGAAGAAGCCUACGUGGUCGAUCCCAAGGAACGUCUCUACAUUUGUCUGCGAUCGGGAGUGCCUUCGGCAUACAUUCGCGAGCACUUGGCCAAGCCCAAUCCUUAUCUUGUCGAAGACGAUGCCAUGCCCGCAGAAGGGCAUCUGCAGGGAUCCUCAGCAGCCAAAGCGAAAAUCUCUCUUCUUUUGGAGCUGAUGUUUGGAUUGUGA